CUCUUUCCUUCCUGCUCUCCUUCAUUCUGCUGAGCUAAUGUGAGGAGCCAGUCUGCCUUCUCUAUCCCUUCUCGGAGGAUUCUGCUCUAGAGAUGCCCACUGGGAAUUCUGUGGAGAUCUGAAGCUGGCGCAAUGUCUCAGCUCCUGCACAUGGAGAUCCCCAACUUUGGCAGUGCGGUGCUGGACAGCCUAAAUGAGCAGCGGCUGCUGGGCCAGCACUGUGAUGUGGCCAUUAUGGUUAAUGGACAGGCCUUUAAGGCCCACCGUGCCGUGCUGGCUGCCAGCAGUCUUUACUUCCGUGACCUAUUCAGUGACAGCAGCCAGACUCUGUUCGAACUGCCCUCUUCGGUGGCACCGUCCUGUUUCCAGCAGAUUCUGUCUUUCUGUUACACAGGCAGAAUGACGGUGACAGCCAGUGACCAGCUCAUGGUCAUGUAUACAGCCGGUUACCUGCAGAUCCAGAACAUUGUGGAGCGUGGAAUGGACUUGAUGUUCAAGGCCAAUGCUCCAUUCUGUGACUCGCAGACAUCUGCCACAGACGAUCCUCCCAGCCCAAACAACAACAACGCCUCACUGUUGCUAGGCGACCGGCCUACGGCUGUCUGUAAAAUUAAAGAGGAGAAGCUGGAGACCCCUGUGUGUACUCAGAGCGGUGAGCUCAAGCAAACUGAUGAUGAUGCCAAGGGACUCAGGAGCAGAUCUUUGAGGGGGAGUGCACUUUUCUACACCACUGGUGCAGGAAACGGGACCCUGAGUGUAGUUCACCCAUAUGAGCACUUAUCAAGAGAUCACUCAAGCCCUGGAGCAUCCAGCCUGCCCACCACGGACAGCCCCACUUCCCAUCAGAAUGAGGAAGAGGACUUUGAAGAUGACUCAUAUGACAACAUAACCAGUGGGAAGAUCUAUGGAGUUUCGGCCAGUCUCUAUGGCAGUAAAUUGCAUGAGAAGAUGGAGGUGUCCUCCCUGCCUCCAUCCCUGGAGAGCCGUUUCUGCACGCUGCUUGGAGGUGACAGAGAAGCUCUUCCUGCUGGACUUAUCAGUCAAAUCGGCUACCGUUGCCACCCUGCACUCUACACAGAGGGAGAUCCAGGCGAACGGCUGGAGCUAAUUGCAGGAUCUGGUGUGUUCAUGACACGUGGGCAGCUGAUGAAUUGCCACUUGUGUGCUGGGGUCAAGCACAAAGUCCUUCUCCGGCGCCUGCUUGCUGCUUUUUUUGACAGGAAUACACUGGCAGACAGCUGUGGGACAGGCAUCCGUUCCUCCAAUUGUGAUCCCAAUCGCAAACCUCUGGACAGCCGUAUACUCAACACAGUCAAACUUUACUGUCAGAACUUCGCCCCAAACUUCAAGGAGAGUGAGAUGAAUGUGAUUGCUGCAGAUAUGUGUACCAAUGCACGCCGGGUUCGUAAGCGCUGGUUACCCAAGAUCAAGUCUAUGCUGCCCGAGGCUAUUGAGGUGUACAGGGGCUCUGUGGUGUUAGGCCAGGUUGAUGGAGUUACACAGCCCAGUCCAUCCUUCCUGUUUGAGUCUGACUUCAAACACCUGGCCCAAGCAAACCUGACACUAGAGCAACAUCUCUAUGGCGACUGCAGAGAGACACUGAGAAAUCACUUCCCCGGAGCCGUCAUAGAGGAAAGAGCCAGCACGGAGACGAACAAGGCUGAAGCACUGCGACAACGCUCUGGGGAUAAUCCAGAGGAUGUGGCUCAGAGGCAUCUGGAGAACUCAGAGAGAGAAGGGACAGUCCUCGCCCUCAAUCCAGCCAGUAAGAGAGUUGAUGGGGACAGUAGCAGCCCCAAAAGCCAGCCAGAGGAACAGAGUGAAGAGCGGGCACUGGUAGAAGACCAGUGAGUUCUUCUUUACUACACCAUUCUAACCUCAUCUAUUCUUCAAACAAGGUGUGCUAUCACUAAUUAUAUGGCUUCAUGCCACUGAAAUAACAUGUCAAAAUCUGCACGAUGGACAUUGACAUGCAAUGAAUAUAUCAAAGAACUUCAAUGACAAAUACAGCAUUUUGCAAAAAGCUGUAAUUGCUAAAGCAGUAAUUUAUCAUAAGUAAUACUAUCUCUUACAUACACACAUACACCCAUGCACACACACACUCACACACAGACACAUAUGCAUAUACACACACAUAUAUACGUAAAUACAUGCGAACAUCCGACUGAGUGGAUUGUUAUGCAUGUGAUGCUCAGCAUUUUACUGACUACUCUUCCUCUGAAUGACCCUUACAAUACAAACGGACAACUGGUUCAUGUUCAUGGACCAAUGCAUGGCAAGAAAAAAGCUGAACCUGUUCAUUAACACAACAUACAUUGCUUCAGAAAUCAAGGCUAUACUGCUGGGUUUGGACUAUAACAGGAGGAGAGCAUAGAGAUACUUUAUUAAAAACAGCUGACUGUGGGACUGCUGACUUGAACACAGAGUAGGAAGCAGAACAGAGAACAUCAGUUCUCUGGAGAGAGAAAUGCUGGACUCUCACUUUCUCCUCCCAUGCUCUUUUUUCCUCUUUAUUCGCUUGGGCUCAAGCUGCUAUAUUGUACAUGCUUGCCUGAUUUUUGCAUAUCAGCUGGUCUGGAAAAUUGAAUUACUGGUGGAUUUUGAAGUGAAAUAAAGGAAAGUAUUAU
Molecule: messenger RNA, 2627 nt
Organism: Tachysurus vachellii
Lineage: Eukaryota; Metazoa; Chordata; Actinopteri; Siluriformes; Bagridae
Product: nucleus accumbens-associated protein 2
Exons: 6
Coding region: 133-1851 (572 amino acids)
Biological process (GO): regulation of transcription by RNA polymerase II
Molecular function (GO): DNA-binding transcription factor activity, RNA polymerase II-specific; RNA polymerase II cis-regulatory region sequence-specific DNA binding; protein binding
Source: RefSeq, a predicted model, not a curated record